Messenger RNA from Aureobasidium melanogenum CBS 110374, 5124 nucleotides. Its product is annotated as type II DNA topoisomerase. Gene Ontology annotation, molecular function: ATP binding; DNA topoisomerase type II (double strand cut, ATP-hydrolyzing) activity; DNA binding. The coding region runs from base 1 to 5124 and encodes 1707 amino acids. Gene Ontology annotation, biological process: sister chromatid segregation; DNA topological change; resolution of meiotic recombination intermediates. NCBI's taxonomy places the organism in Eukaryota, Fungi, Ascomycota, Dothideomycetes, Dothideales, Saccotheciaceae. The record is from RefSeq and is a predicted model, not a curated record. Gene Ontology annotation, cellular component: nucleus. The transcript is spliced from 6 exons.
AUGGACGACUCAAUGGCAGAGUCCGACUUUGCCAUGGAUGCCAGCAGUGACUUUGAGCUUCCCAAGAAAGCUCCUGCCAAGAAGGCUCCUGCAAAGAAGGCUGCCGCUGCACCCAAACCCAAAGCAGCCCCCAAGAAACAAACCACUCUCAAGACCACCAAGACAAAGAAGCCACCGACACCAGUAAGCGACGGCGAGAACUCAGACGCCGACGUUCACUUCGACAACGACGACGACAGCCUGCUCGCAGACACUCCUCCCAAGAAGGCCGCCCCCAAGAAGGCUCCUGCGAAAAAGGCUGCAGCAAAGCCGCUACAAGAGAUCGAUAACGAGAGUUUCGCAGCCGAAGGCGCAGACAUGGACGCUUCCGACAACGACAAGAUGGUUCAGCCCAAGCCCAAGAAGGGCAGCGCCACCUCGCAAUACCAAAAACUCACCCAGCUCGAGCACAUCAUCAAGCGCCCCGAUACAUACAUCGGCUCCGUCGAACGCCUGGAGAAGCAAAUGUGGGUCUACAACUCCGAGAAUGAAGCCAUCGAGAGCCGCGAGAUCAGCUACGUCCCCGGUCUAUACAAGAUUUUCGACGAAAUCCUGGUCAACGCCGCCGACAACAAGCAGCGCGACAAGAACAUGAACGAAAUCAAGGUCUGGAUCGAUCGAGAGAAGGGUGAAAUCUCGGUGCGCAACAACGGUCGUGGUAUUCCUAUUGAGAUGCACGAAAAGGAGGGCAUCUACAUUCCUGAGAUGAUUUUCGGUCACCUCCUGACAUCCUCAAACUACGACGACGACGAGCAAAAGGUCACUGGUGGAAGAAACGGUUACGGUGCAAAGCUUUGUAACGUCUUCAGUACAAAAUUCAUCCUCGAGACGGUCGACUCAAAACAAGGAAAGAAGUACUCUCAGACAUGGCACGACAACAUGACAAAGAGGGACAAGGCCAAGAUCACUUCGGCCAAGGGCGACGACUACACAAAAAUUACCUUCUACCCAGACUUCUCAAAAUUCAAUAUGGACAAGAUGGACGAUGAUUUCGAGGCUCUGGCCAAGCGUCGUGUUUACGACAUGGCUGGAACAUGUCCUGGCGUCAAGGUCUUCCUGAACGAUACCCGUAUCAAAAUCAACAAGUUCAAGCAGUACAUGGAAAUGUACACCAAGGCCAUCAAGACCGAGAGCUUGAUCAACGAAGGAGUCAACAACCAAGUCAUUCUGACUGACAACCCCAACGAGCGCUGGGAAGUCGGUUUUGCUGUUUCCGAUGGCUCUUUCCAGCAAGUUUCUUUCGUCAACUCUAUCGCGACUACUUCAGGAGGAACCCAUGUCAACUACGUCGCCGAUCAGAUCGUCAACAAGUUGCUCGAAAUUGUCAAGAAGAAGAACAAGGGUGGUGUAGCGCUCAAGCCUGCUCAGAUCCGUAACCACAUCUUCCUUUUCGUCAACUGCUUGAUUGUCAACCCAGCCUUCAACUCUCAAACGAAGGAGCAACUUACAACAAAGUCUUCACAGUUCGGCAGCAAGUGUGUGCUCAGCGACAAGUUCCUCAAGGAUAUCGCCAAGACGGAGGCCGUCAACAACAUCAUGCACUUCGCCCAGCAGAAGGCCGAUCAGGUGUUGAAGAAGUCAGAUGGCAAUCGCCGUACCCGUAUGAGCAACACCAAACUCACAGAUGCCAACAAAGCUGGUACCAAGGACGGUUACAAGUGUACUUUGAUCUUGACAGAAGGUGACUCGGCCGCCAUGCUUGCCCUAGCAGGUCGUGCUGUAGUCAAUCAAGAUCUUUUCGGUGUCUUCCCUCUGCGUGGUAAGAUGUUGAACGUACGUGAUGCAUCUAUCGACCAAAUCUCGAAGAACCAGGAAAUUCAGAACAUCAAGCAGUUCAUGGGACUGCAGCACAAGAAGGAAUACACCGACACCAAGAGUCUUCGUUAUGGCCACUUGAUGAUCAUGACCGAUCAGGAUCACGAUGGCAGUCACAUUAAGGGUCUUCUUAUCAACUUCCUGCAAGUUCAGUUCCCCAGCUUGCUUAAAAUUCCUGGUUUCCUUCUGGAGUUCAUCACACCUAUCGUCAAGGUAUGGAAGGGUGAUCCAAAGUUCCCCAAGGCGAAGAAGGACUUCUUUACAAUGCCCGAGUACGAGGCAUGGAGACAAGAGCCUGGCCACGACAAGGGUUGGGACCACAAGUACUACAAGGGUCUGGGUACCUCAGACACCAGAGAUGCCGAGAUCUACUUUAGUGAUCUAGACAAGCAUCUCAAGGAGUUUCACACCAUGCAAGAGCAUGAGAAGCAGUUGAUCGACCUGGCUUUCAGCAAGAAAAAGGCCGACGACCGUAAGAUGUGGCUCCAGAACUUUGUUCCCGGAACUUAUCUCGACAUGUCUGGCAAGGAGAAGAUUACCUACGACGAUUUCAUCAACAAAGAGCUCAUUCUCUUCAGUAUGGCUGACAACUUCCGUUCCAUUCCUUCGCUGGUCGAUGGUUUCAAGCCUGGUCAACGCAAGAUCUUGUACACAGCUCUCAGGAGAAAUCUGAAGAAGGAUGUCAAGGUCGUUGAGCUUGCUGGUUCAGUCUCAGGUUUGACCGCAUACUCAUAUGGUGAAGCAUCCUUGCAACAAACCAUCAUUGGUCUCGCUCAGACUUUCGUUGGAUCCAAUAACAUCAACGUGCUCGAACCCAGUGGUAACUUUGGUAGUCGUCUUCAAGGUGGUAGCGACGCAGCCAGCGCUCGUUACAUUUACACACGUCUGUCACCUUUCGCUCGUCGCAUUUUCAAUGCUCACGAUGAGCCUCUUCUCACAUACAAUACCGACGAUGGCAAGACAAUUGAGCCGGAGACCUACAUUCCCAUCGUACCAAUGGUAUUGAUCAACGGUGCUGAUGGUAUCGGUACUGGUUGGUCAACUUCUAUUCCCAAUUACAACCCUGCAGACGUCAUUGAGAAUAUCAAACUCAGAAUGGCAGGAAGCUCAAAGGCAGACAUGAGACCCAUGCAACCUUGGUUCCGUGGCUGGAAGGGAGAUGUUGAAGAUAUCGGCAAUGGUCGUUUCAAGUUCACUGGUACCAUUGAGCACAAGGACAACAACACGGUCGAGGUCACUGAAUUGCCUGUCCGCUUUUGGACUCAGGACUUCAAGGCUCAUCUUGAAGAGAUCAUCAAAGCUGAGAAGACGCCUUCGUUCAUCAAGGAUUACAGCGAGUACAAUACACCUGAAAAGGUUCACUUCAUCAUCACGCUUGAUGACAAGGGUAUGAAGGUGGCACUCGACAAGGGCUUGGAAGACCAAUUCAAGCUCAGCAGAACCAUGGCAACCACCAACUUAGUCGCUUUUGACGGUCAAGGUCGCAUUCACAAGUAUGAGACACCUCUUGAUAUCAUGGAAGAGUUCUACCACAUCCGUCUUGCAUUCUACGAGAAGAGAAAGCAGUACCUUCUCAACGAAAUGCAAAAGGAACUUGACAAGCUGAGCAAUCAGUCUCGCUUUGUUCAGAUGAUCAUUGAUGGCAAGCUCGUUGUAUCCAAGAAGAAGAAGUCUGUUCUCGUUGCCGAGCUUCACAAACUCAACUUCAAGCCCAUUCCCAAGCUGGCCGAUGCAAAGAAGCAGGGCGAGUUUGAGGAAGUCGUUGAGGAGGAAGAUGAUGCUGAGGAUGCUGCACCUGGUCUCAAUGACUUUGAUUACCUCCUUGGUAUGGCCAUUUGGUCUCUGACCCAAGAACGUGUCGAGAAGUUGCUCAAGCAAAUUGGAGACAAGGAGACCGAAGUUGAUGCUCUUAUCAAGCUCUCACCCAAGGAUCUCUGGACCAAGGACUUGGAUGAGCUUCUCGAGGAGUGGCACACUCAAUUGGAGGUUGAGGAGACCCGUGCUAAGAAGUCGAAGAGCAAGGGCCGCCGCACAUCUCACAAGCUCGGUCUCUUGGGAAACAGCAAGAAGCGCAAGUCAGAAGAUAGCGACGAUGAUGACGAUGAUGACUUCGUUGUUUCUAAGAAAUCGAAAACCGCCGCUAAAUCAUCUGCUGCUUCGAGAACUGCUCCGCCAGCAAGGUCUAAGGUCUCGAAGGGAGCGACGAGCCUGCUUGAUAACUUCCUUACCAGACCGGCCGCCAGCAAGCCACCUGGUGUAUUCCCUGUCGUUGAUGGUAUUGAACAACAACCUGUUGAACAACCUCCGGCAGUCAAGGCAGGUCUCAUCCCACCUUCAGAUAUCACCAAGCCACUGGUGAAGAGAAAGAUGACCAAGCUUGAAGACUCGGACGACGACAUUGAGAUGGUGUCUGAGCCGGUUGCCAAAGCUCCAGUCAGGAGAAUUAAGACUUCUCUGGACACCGACGAUGAGGAUGAAGUCAAACCAGUUGCUAAGGCUGCGGCAAAGCCUGCUGCUAAGCCUGCUGCCAGAAAGAAACCCGUCAUCGAGUCUGACUCGGGGGAAGAUGAUCCCGCAGCUCAGCCUGCUACCGCAUCUCGUGCUGGACGUGCUGCCGCAAAGAAGCCCGUCAAGUAUGCCGCCGACUCAGAUGAAGACAUGUCUGACGACGACCUCGGCGACAUCGUGGCUGGCCGCUCCCUCCUCAGCAACUCUGCUCAUCGUACUGAGAGUGUCGAGCCUGUCGACGACACAGACUGGGCAGAACUCGCCAAGGGCACUCCUGCGAAACCCAUCGCUCAAGCCACAGCAGCAGCAAACUUCUCCGACGAUGAAGACGUAAACAUGGAUGAUGACAGCAUUCUUCUCUCCACUCGCAAACCCCAGCCCCUCAAGACUAUCUCCAAGACUGCGACGAAACCUACUGCCUCCACCACUGCCAAAGCAAAGAAACCAGCAGUGGCACCAGCAAAAACACUUUCUCCCGCUGCGAAAGCGUACGCAGCUAAACAGUCCAAAGCCGCCGCUGCAACUGCCAAACCCACCGCCAAAACAUCUCGCAAAAAGACUUCUCUAGACAGCGAAGACGAAGACGAUGAUCUCGCUAAUGAUAUCUUGAGUGAUGAUAAGGAAGAGGCUACUCCUGCUAAGCCUGCGGCUAGACCUUCGAGGAGAGCUGCUGCUGCUAAACCCAAGGGUAAAUAUGAAGAAGAUGAUUUCGAGGAAGAGGAUGAUGGGGAGGAAGAGACGUUUAAUGAUGAUAGCGAGUAA